This is a messenger RNA of Racocetra persica, 122 nucleotides long. NCBI's taxonomy places the organism in Eukaryota, Fungi, Glomeromycota, Glomeromycetes, Diversisporales, Gigasporaceae. The record is from the annotation of a GenBank genome assembly.
AGCAAAAGUUAAUGGGCAAUAUUAAAUGGUGUAGAGAUAUGAAAAAAUCAUUUGAACCUAUUUUUAAAUUAGUUGAUGAUAUUGAAAAAUAUCAAAGAAAAAGAAUGAUGCCAUUGAUAUAG